Cladophialophora psammophila CBS 110553 is the source of this 1692-nucleotide messenger RNA. RefSeq lists its product as uncharacterized. Bases 1 to 1692 code for a protein of 563 amino acids. NCBI's taxonomy places the organism in Eukaryota, Fungi, Ascomycota, Eurotiomycetes, Chaetothyriales, Herpotrichiellaceae. Gene Ontology annotation, biological process: transmembrane transport. Gene Ontology annotation, molecular function: transmembrane transporter activity. The transcript is spliced from 2 exons. The record is from RefSeq and is a predicted model, not a curated record.
AUGGAGUACACUGAGGAACUUCCGGGCACGCGCCGCAUUUUUGACGCUGAAGGAAAGCCCCUCUAUCCUGGCGAUGUUGGGCUGAAGAGACACGGUGACAUUGUUCUCGUUCCUCAGCCGACCGACUCGCCCAAUGACCCUCUUCAUUGGUCCUUGACCCGGAAAAUAUGGCACAGCUUCCUCGUUUGCUUUGUCACAGCUUUGACGGCAGCCACUUCCAACGACGCUGGGGCCGCUCAAUACAAUGAGAAUCUUGAAUUGGGCAUCAGCUAUGGCUCCUUCAAUACCGGCGCCGGUGUUCUGUUCUGCGGAAUCGGCUACUGGACAUUGCUUUCUUCUCCAGCCGUUUACCUCUAUGGUCGCCGCAUCUUGUACUUGAUUGGCAUGACGUUGGGCUUCAUUGGAGGCAUUUGGUUCGCCAGAGGGCAGACGACCAGUGACGCCAUCUGGAAUCAACUUUUUGUCGGCGCAUCCGAGUCCGUGGCCGAAGCGACAGUUCAGCUGUCAUUGAUGGAUCUGUGGUUUCAACAUCAGCGCGGCUCAGUGCUCGGUGUUUAUGUGUUGGCGACCAGUAUUGGUACAUACUUGGGUCCAUUGAUCGCGAGCUACAUCGCAGACAGUAGCCUAGAUUGGAGAUGGAUUGGAUACUUCGGGGCUAUUAUCUCUGGGGGAACCUUUUUCGUGCUUCUCUUCGGCCUGGAGGAGACGUCAUUUCAUCGGGAUCGAUAUUUGGUCAAUGACGGAGACAGAUAUUUGAUCGACGGUGUCAACAGAGCCGGCAGUGAUAAUUCCGCAGGCUUGGAGGCGGAUCGACCGGAUAAGGAAAAGGUUGCUGGUCAACCUGAGCCACAAUCCGUGUCCCCUCGCCGUGCAUCUGUUGCAGAGGAGCGACUUGCCGCCGAAGACCGACCCAAAUCAUAUUGGCGGCGCAUUGCGAUCAUCACUCCCGCGCCAAAUCUGCGCGGGCUUGGCUUCAAGCAGUACUUCCAGCGUCUCUUUCACACACUGCGAAUCUUUACUUUCCCUGCCGUCUUAUACUCCGGGUUGCAGUGGGGGGCUCAAGACGCCUGGCUUACCUUUUAUCUGACAGUCGAGGAGGACAACUGGUAUGGUCCACCUUGGAAUUACAGCGAUGCUGCUGACGGACUGAUGAACGUGCCCUGCCUGAUUGGCGCCGUCAUUGGAGCAACAUAUGGUGGAUGGCUCAGCGAUAAGUUCAUGAUAUGGAUGGCCAAGAGAAACGGGGGCGUGAGCGAAGCCGAACACCGACUGUGGCUCAUGUACCCAUGUGCUGCCAUUUUCCCUACUGGUCUGUGGCUGUUUGGAAUUGGGACCAGCUACGGAUGGUCCUGGCCAGCUCCGUAUGUUGGCCUUGGUUUCAUCGGCUUCGGAUGGGGCUGUGCAGGCGACUUGAGCAUGGCGUACCUGAUGGAUGCUUAUCCGGACAUGGUCUUGGAAGGCAUGGUGGGCGUGGCAACGAUCAAUAACUCGAUUGCGCUCGUCUUCACCUUCACAGCUUCCGACUGGAUCGAUGCGAGCGGUGUUCGAAACACAUUUAUUGCCAUCGGGGUCUUGGCGUUUGUUUUCAUCAUGACGACUGUGCCAAUGAUGAUUUGGGGCAAGAAGUCACGUCGCUGGACAAGGAACCGAUACCAGCGGUUCUUGGAGAUUCGCGAUGGUUUCUCGACCUAG